Acipenser ruthenus (sterlet) is the source of this 1841-nucleotide messenger RNA. RefSeq names its product CDK5 regulatory subunit associated protein 3 (gene cdk5rap3). Gene Ontology annotation, cellular component: endomembrane system. Gene Ontology annotation, biological process: regulation of mitotic cell cycle; regulation of cyclin-dependent protein serine/threonine kinase activity. NCBI's taxonomy places the organism in Eukaryota, Metazoa, Chordata, Actinopteri, Acipenseriformes, Acipenseridae. The transcript has 14 exons. Bases 137 to 1663 code for a protein of 508 amino acids. The record is from RefSeq and is a predicted model, not a curated record.
CAAGAGUGGACGUGUCGGUUUUAGUGUAAAUACAGGACUACAACACAGAACACACGGAGUUUGUGUGAGUGGGGUUUGCAAGCAAAUGAAUUAAUUCUAAAAAAAACUAUAUAUAAAUAUAUCACUGACAGUUGCAAUGCAGGGGUAUCAGAAUUUACCCAUUGACAUCCAGACCAGCAAACUGCUAGACUGGCUGGUAGACAGGCGACACUGCAAUCUGAAAUGGCAGAGUUCGGUCCUGCAGAUCCGCGGGAAGAUCAACACAGCUAUCCAGGACAUGCCUGAGAACGAGGAGAUCAAGACGCUGCUCGCCGGGUCUUAUAUCCAUUAUUUCCACUGUUUGAGAAUAGUGGAAAUCCUUAAAGGAACUGAAGCCACCUCGAAGAAUAUAUUUGGAAGAUAUUCUUCCCAGCGGAUGAAGGAUUGGCAAGAAAUCGUGUCCCUUUACGAAAAAGAUAAUGCGUAUUUAGCGGAGGUGGCCAGCCUUCUGGUGCGCAACGUGAGCUACGAGAUCCCCUCCCUGAAGAAGCAGCUUAGUAAGAGCCAGCAGCUGCAGCAGGAGUUCAGCCGCAAGGAGGUGGAGUGCCAGAACGGAGCCGCGAUCAUGAGAGAGAAGUUCCACAGCUCCUGCAAACAGUAUGGCAUCACGGGUGACAAUGUGAAGAGGGAGCUGCUAGCCCUGGUCAAGGACCUGCCCUCCACGCUGGGGGAGGUGGGGAAGGAGACCUACAGCCUGUCCGAGGCCAUUGAGCUCUACGCAGCCUUCGGAGAGUUCGUGUGCGACUGGUCGUCCGAGCCCGCGCUGCCCCUGCUGAGACACACCCAGUGCCGGGGGAACACCACGGUGUACGAGUGGAGGACAGGGAGCCCCCCCUCCCUCGUCGAGAGACCCUCCGUGGAGGAGGAGGGGGUCCCUGCCACUGAGGAUUCGAUUGACUGGGGGACUCUGGGUAGUGAUGGGGACUGCGCCUCCGAUGGGAUUGAUUACGGGAUCGCUGUAGCGGAUGGAGGAGUGGACUGGGGGAUCAGCUUGGAGCCGGGCGCCCUGGAGGCAGAUGCAGGGGAUAUAGACUGGGGAGAGGAGGCUGCCAGUCCAGUGGAGAUCGAAGUGGUGGAGAUGGGCACCAACUGUCCGGAGGGGGUGGCGAGGGGAGAGGAUGCCCUCACUCUGCUGGAGAACCCAGCGACCAGGAACCAGUUCAUAGAUGAGCUCAUGGAGCUGGAGGUGUUCCUGACUCAGCGGCUCUGUGAGAUGGGUGAGGAGGGGGACGUGCUCUCCAUGAGUCAGUUCCAGCUGGCCCCGACGGUGAUCCAGAGCCAGACCCGGGACAAGGUGCUGGGGGUGCUGAGCCUGGUGAAGGGGCUGAUCGAGCGACUCACCAGCGUCCGGAUGCAGCACCUGUUCAUGAUCCAGGCCUCGCCACGCUAUGUGGACCGCGUGACUGAGCUGCUGCGUCAGAAGCUGAAACAGGCCGACAUCCUGGUGCUGAAGCAGCAGGCGAUGGUUGAGAGGAGGCAGGAGGCACUGAGGGAGCAGGGGCAGCUGGAGCCCAGAAUAGACCUCCUGGUUCAGAGGACCAAGGAGCUGCAGAAACAGAUCGAAUCAGACAUCUCCCAGCGAUACAAUAACAGACCAGUUAAUCUGAUGGGAGUCACAAUAUAACUCUCAGCACCGCAAGCCAGGCAUCUCUGCCUCUGGAUAUCAUUUCAAUUCUGGACCUGCCCUCAUUAACUGUGCUGCCUCAAUCUCUAUAAUGUUGUCAUUUUAAAUAAUUCAAUAAAUUAUUGUAUUUUGCUCAAGAAAAAAAUAAUAAUAAUUAUGAGACUGUGUAUAUAUUGAA